UAUGCGUCUUUCAGGCGACGCUGCUAGCGUGACGUAUAAUCUAGUGGACGGUUCUUCAGAAACAGCUCGUCAACAGCCUCGGUAGCUUGAUAGCUAACAUAGCCGAAAGAUUCAAGCUAUUUAUACGCUUUCGGUCUAUAUUAGCUACUGUGUUUUAGACACACUUCUGUCGUAUCUACUUGUUAACCUAUUUAAUUUAAUAUUACGUUAUUUUGUAUUAGUCAGCUAUAGUAGCUGGCUGGUUAAGUUAGCACUGGCCUAGUUGCUAAUGAUAGCUACCUAACAUCCCCGACCAUGAACUCCCAAAAAUACUCCCCUACUGUUAAAGAAGAGGAGGUCUGCUGGACGGACAAAGAAGCUCUGGGGCUGAACAUUGUUGUGAAAGAGGAGGAGGAGGAUGUUACAGUAAAACAAGUAGAGGGUGAGGCUGUUAACGUGAAAGAAAAAGAGAAAGACGUUUCAGUGAAAGAAGAGGAAGACUCGUUCAGAGUGAAAGAGGAGGAGAGGGAGAUUACUGUCACAUUGGAGGAAGAAGAGGAGGUUGGAUAUCUGUUUAAUACCAAAGAGAGACGGGACUACCAUGGGUCCUCUGGGGAGCCUCAACAACAUCAUGAUGCUGACGAGGCAGAGCAGAGUCUCUCUACAUCAGAACACCUCAAGAAACACCAGCAGAGACCCACACGGAGGAGAAUUCACUGCUGCUCUGACUGUGGGAAGAGAUUCACCUCCUCAUCAGGCAUUAAAAUGCAUCAGAGAACACACACAGGAGAGAGGUCUUAUAGCUGUGAUCAAUGUGGGAAGAGUUUUAGACAAUCUGGAAGUCUGACAGUGCACCAGAGAAUACACACAGGAGAGAAACCUUAUAGUUGUGAUCAAUGUGGGAAGAGUUUUACUACAUCUGGCUCUCUGACUCUCCAUCAGAGAACACACACAGGAGAGAAACCUUAUAGCUGUGGUCAAUGUGGGAAGAGUUUUGUUAAAUCUAGCAAGCUGACUCAACACCAGAGAUCACACACAGGAGAGAAACCUUAUAGCUGUGGUCAAUGUGGGAAGAGUUUUACUACAUCUGGCUAUCUGACUCUACAUCAGAGAAUACACACAGGAGAGAAACCAUAUAUCUGUGAUCAAUGUGGGAAGAGUUUUGUUCGAUCUGACCAGCUGACAUUACACCAGAGAACACACACAGGAGAGAAACCUUAUAGCUGUGGUCAAUGUGGGAAGAGAUUUGUUACAUCUAGCUCUCUGACAUUACACCAGAGAACACACACAGGAGAGAAAUCUUAUAGCUGUGAUCAAUGUGGGAAGAGUUUUGUUACAUCUAGCUCUCUGACAUUACACCAGAGAACACACACAAGAGAGAAAUCUUAUAGCUGUGAUCAAUGUGGGAAGAGUUUUACUACAUCUGGCUAUCUGACUCUACAUCAGAGAAUACACACAGGAGAGAAACCAUAUAUCUGUGAUCAAUGUGGGAAGCGUUUUGUUACAUCUAGCUGUCUGACAUUACACCAGAGAACACACACAGGAGAGAAACCUUAUAGUUGUGGUCAAUGUGGGAAGUGUUUUAGGAAUUCUGGUGAUCUGACAGUGCACCAGAGAAUACACACAGGAGAGAAACCUUAUAGCUGUGAUCAAUGUGGGAAGAGAUGUACUUCCUCUGGCUCUCUGACUCUACACAAGAGAACACACACAGGAGAGAAACCUUAUAUCUGUGGUCAAUGUGGGAAAAGGUUUGUUUCAUCUAGCAAGCUGACUCAACACCAGAGAACACACACAGGAGAGAAACCGUAUAGCUGUGAUCAAUGUGGGAAGAGUUUUGGUCAAUCUGGCAGUCUGACUGUACACAAGAGAACACACACAGUAGAGAAACCUCUUAGCUUUGACCAGAGAUAAUCUGAUAAAAGAUCUCUGAUCAAAUAUCAGAAAAUACAUACAUGGAGUUGUUUCAUGAUAUCAAUUAAUUAAUGUCACAAUGUAGAAUGUUUUAACAUUGCAGUAGGAGUAUCUUAAUGUCACAAUGUAGAACCCAAAAUGCCAUUUCCGCAGGAGAGUGAAAUCCUGCUGGCCUUUGAUGGGGAAAACAUCCACGCCCUCGAGGACGUCCCCAUGGGACUUGGGGCUCUGCUAGGGCUGUAUUUAUUUUAUUUUCCCUUAAAUUUCUCAAAAAUGUCAGAAAAACAAAGUUUUUGUGUUUUGGGGUGAUGUUACCAGUGUUUUGGGGUGAAGUUACCAGGGCCGGUCACAAAGAUGGCAAACUUCCUAACAUAGCUAAGUGAAUAUGAUAUACACACUAAAGCUGAAAAAUCUGCAUUUAGCAUCAAGUCUACAAUAUUGUUAGUUUACCUAUGAUUCAUUUUUAAUUUGUUUUUAUUGUACAUCAUUAUUUAAAAGAUGUUUAAAUGUCAUUAAAAGCACUAUACAAAAUAAAUGUAUUAUUUAUUAUGGUCUGACAUGUCUGCAGAAAUGUUGCAAUUUUGUAAUGUGUUUUUGUAAUUGCUUUGUAAAUAUUAAUUCACAUUUGUGGUGCCACUAAAUAAAA
Messenger RNA from Oncorhynchus tshawytscha (Chinook salmon), 2536 nucleotides. RefSeq names its product zinc finger protein 2 homolog. Gene Ontology annotation, molecular function: DNA-binding transcription factor activity; RNA polymerase II cis-regulatory region sequence-specific DNA binding. Gene Ontology annotation, biological process: regulation of transcription by RNA polymerase II. NCBI's taxonomy places the organism in Eukaryota, Metazoa, Chordata, Actinopteri, Salmoniformes, Salmonidae. The transcript is spliced from 2 exons. Bases 295 to 1890 code for a protein of 531 amino acids. The record is from RefSeq and is a predicted model, not a curated record.